UGAGGAGCAGGGGGCGGGGCCGAGGCCGCUGACGCGGCGGCGGAGUCACCCGGGCAGCUUCGGGACCGGUCACCGGCCGGCAACCGUCCAGCGGCCUCGACCACCGCCUUCCUCCUCCCUCCUCGGUCGUCUCUCCCUGGCCUAAAGAUAGCGUCGUCGACAGGGGCUGAAUUCUGUCGGUUCCUCUCAAGUGACUCACCUCCGGCGGGCCGUUUUGUCCUCAGGGGCCGCCUUGGUGGGGCGAGGUUUCCGUGACGAACCUCCUGGGGCUGUCGGUGCCCGCUCGGGCCGUCGUGGCGGCUCAAGCGCCUGGAACUUGCUCACGCUCCGGCGGUCCGAGGCCCUCGAAGUUAUGCGUCGCCUGCAGGCGGUUGCGGCGGGCGCCGGCUCCUAAAGGGCGUCACACCCGGACUCCGCCGACUGGGCAACCUCCAUUCAUCUUCCAAUUGCGCCUCCAGCGCCCCCGCCUUCUCCGGUCCCCUCCUCGGAUUCAUUUUUUCCUGUCCCCCCUGUGCCGCCCUUUCCUCACUCCUUGGGUGAGGCGAUUCUCCUGGAAACGAAGGCAUCGGUUAUGAGCCGGACCCUCCUUCCUUGAAUUUCUCGGUGGAGGAAGUCAGGGGUGACCCGCCGCCCGCCGCGCCCCUCAGCAUGGGGGUGAACGCUGUGCACUGGUUCCGAAAGGGGCUGCGACUCCACGACAACCCCGCCCUGAAGGACUGCAUUCAGGGCGCCGACACCAUCCGCUGCGUCUACAUCCUUGACCCCUGGUUUGCCGGAUCCUCCAAUGUGGGCAUCAACAGGUGGCGGAUAAUGCCCAAAUUUCUUAGCCUGGCUUUCAAGAUCUACCUUUUGGCCUGUGAAUGGAACAUUGCUAAACUUUCAAUUGAGUAUGAUUCUGAGCCCUUUGGGAAGGAACGAGAUGCAGCUAUUAAGAAACUGGCUACUGAAGCUGGAGUAGAAGUCAUUGUACGAAUUUCACAUACAUUAUAUGACCUAGACAAGAUCAUAGAACUCAAUGGUGGACAACCGCCUCUAACUUAUAAAAGAUUCCAGACUCUCAUCAGCAAAAUGGAACCACUAGAGAUACCAGUAGAGACAAUUACUUCAGAAGUGAUAGAAAAGUGCACAACUCCUCUGUCUGAUGACCAUGAUGAGAAAUAUGGAGUCCCUUCACUGGAAGAGCUAGGUUUUGAUACAGAUGGCUUAUCCUCCGCAGUGUGGCCAGGUGGAGAAACUGAAGCACUUACACGUUUGGAAAGGCAUUUGGAAAGAAAAGCUUGGGUGGCAAACUUUGAAAGACCACGAAUGAAUGCAAAUUCCCUCCUUGCAAGCCCUACUGGACUCAGUCCUUAUCUCCGAUUUGGUUGUUUGUCAUGUCGACUAUUUUACUUCAAACUAACAGAUCUCUACAAAAAGGUAAAAAAGAACAGUUCCCCUCCUCUUUCUCUUUAUGGGCAACUAUUAUGGCGUGAAUUUUUCUAUACAGCAGCAACAAAUAAUCCACGCUUUGAUAAAAUGGAAGGAAACCCCAUCUGUGUUCAGAUUCCUUGGGAUAAGAAUCCUGAGGCUUUAGCCAAAUGGGCAGAAGGCCGGACAGGCUUUCCGUGGAUUGAUGCCAUCAUGACACAGCUUCGUCAGGAGGGUUGGAUUCACCAUUUAGCCAGACAUGCAGUUGCUUGCUUCCUGACACGAGGUGACCUGUGGAUUAGUUGGGAAGAAGGAAUGAAGGUAUUUGAAGAAUUAUUGCUUGAUGCAGAUUGGAGUAUAAAUGCUGGAAGUUGGAUGUGGCUGUCUUGUAGUUCCUUUUUCCAACAGUUUUUUCACUGCUAUUGUCCUGCUAGUUUUGGUAGGAGAACAGAUCCCAAUGGAGACUACAUCAGGCGUUAUUUGCCUGUUCUAAGAGGCUUCCCUGCAAAAUAUAUCUAUGAUCCCUGGAAUGCACCAGAAGGUAUCCAAAAAGUAGCCAAAUGUUUGAUAGGAGUUAAUUAUCCUAAACCAAUGGUGAACCAUGCUGAGGCAAGCCGUUUGAAUAUUGAAAGGAUGAAACAGAUCUAUCAGCAGCUUUCACGAUAUAGAGGACUAGGUCUUCUUGCGUCAGUACCUUCUAAUCCUAAUGGGAACGGAGGCUUCAUGGAGUAUUCUUCUGCGGAAAAUAUCCCAGGUUGUAGCAGCAGUGGAAAUUGCUCUCAAGGAAGUGGUAUUUUACAUUAUGCUCAUGGCGACAGUCAGCAGACUCACCUAUUGAAGCAAGGAAGAAGCUCCAUGGGCACUGGUCUCAGCGGUGGGAAACGCCCUAGUCAGGAAGAGGACACGCAGAGUAUUGGUCCUAAAGUCCAGAGACAGAGCACAAAUUAGAAAACAUUCAGGAGGAAUACUGUUGCAGCUGAAAUUGGUGGGGAGUUCAAUACUUUUCAAUUAAAUUAUUUUAAAAUGUUCUUCAUUGAUGGAAAGCAGUUACAUUUUGAAACGUGUUGUUUCUAAUGACAUUUCUGUGGUUUUUAACUUUUUAAUGAAUUUCACAUAGGACAAAUGGUAAUUUGUAUAUAAAGAACUUGGUAAAAGAAUUUGCUUAAUGUAAAUAUAAAUAGUUACGAUUAGUAUAGACCCAUCAAUAUAUUUUUGAUAAUUUUUCAUGUAUGGUAAAAUGUUAACAAACUGAUAUUCUGAUAUAAAACUCAAAGUUUUGAGAGUCAAUGUGGGCAAACAGGAGGUUUUUAGACUUUCUUAAGAGACUUUGUUAAAAUUUUAGGACAAAAUUUUCUUGACGUUGUUUGAUCUAACUUUGUACUCUUUGAUAAUAAUGUUUUAGAAAAUGUGCAUAAUCAAAACUAGUAGUUGUAGCCUCUGUUAACACAAAUAUGUUUUAAAGCAUCAUGUAUACCAGUUUUGACUCAAACAUACAGAAGAUCAUGUGUUAAGUUCUCUUUGU
Propithecus coquereli (Coquerel's sifaka) is the source of this 2929-nucleotide messenger RNA. It is a transcript of the gene CRY1, whose product is annotated as cryptochrome circadian clock 1. The record is from RefSeq and is a predicted model, not a curated record. Gene Ontology annotation, molecular function: DNA binding; FAD binding. Gene Ontology annotation, biological process: negative regulation of DNA-templated transcription; circadian regulation of gene expression; entrainment of circadian clock by photoperiod. NCBI's taxonomy places the organism in Eukaryota, Metazoa, Chordata, Mammalia, Primates, Indriidae. Bases 649 to 2355 code for a protein of 568 amino acids. Gene Ontology annotation, cellular component: cytoplasm; nucleus. The transcript is spliced from 13 exons.